This is a messenger RNA of Morchella importuna, 5889 nucleotides long. RefSeq lists its product as uncharacterized. The transcript has 4 exons. Bases 1 to 5889 code for a protein of 1962 amino acids. Lineage: Eukaryota; Fungi; Ascomycota; Pezizomycetes; Pezizales; Morchellaceae. The record is from RefSeq and is a predicted model, not a curated record.
AUGGACAAAGCUAGUAAACUUCACCUUUUACAUGUUCAAGGAUGUGAUUAUUACUUUGAGUCGCUUAAGCUACCAGCUACCGAGAAGAAGAGAAUGCAAUUAUCCGACAUAUUUGAUUUGUCCUUUGGAGCGAUGUACGAUGUUAUCUGCCAGCCUCCGUAUUCCGAUCUGUGGGCGAACUAUACGGAACAAGAGCAGGAAUUGAUCGUUAAGUGGGAAAUACAGGCUAAAUGGCAGUCUUGGAUUACGCAGAUAGAGUGGGAGAAUGGUGACUCUCAGCGACAUAUCGAAAGUUCACAGUGUGGAGAAAUCGUCCAAAUGGUAGAGUUAGGAAUACAAGAAGCUGUGAAUGUUAGUGGCAAUCACAAAGCUGCUCAGUGGCUUGAGGAAUGGCUGGAUAUAUUUCUGUAUAAUACGAGUCUUGAGGAUGACGUCUUUCUAGGCUCGCGCACAUGGCCAUAUCUGAGCUCUUGUGGAAAUGCUUCUCUUGCCCUGGGCUCCACCCUCUCCCUAAGCGGAUGGAAACAACAACUCAAUAAUUUUCGGUUUCGUCACUCCCUAGAUAUCAAGUUAGAAGAUGCUAUCACUUGUUUUUCAUAUGCGGCAGACUUUGUAGAGAUUCGUCUUGAUCGCUUUAUCCAGGAGGGUGGCAACCGCGCUCUGAAUCACAUAGGGCGCGCCAUCUCUACGAUAUCUCUCUGUAUUGAUCACCAAAUCGACCUUCUGUUUCGAUAUAAUGUUGAGAAUAAUGAAGUUGUUCCCGUCAUGGGUAUCAAGGAUAGGCAAUCAGUACGAAGGUUUCUACUCCAGCAGGUGGGGGACUGUCGAAACCCCAAAAGCAGAGAAAUUCUGAACUUUUGGUACAAUUCCAAGUUUGUCCCUUACGUCAAGUGGAAUUUAAUUUGUGUCGGAUACCUUUGGGCUGCUCUAACUACCACUACGCUCUUGGCGCCCACGAAAUUUAUUCUCUGUUUUAAUGAGCACGGACCAGCGAGUGUACUAAAUCAACUCCCAGAGAUGUGGGAGGAGAUAGAAGGGUUUCUGAAUGGCUUGGACGCCCUCUUACAGGACAUCAAGACAAAAAGGAAGACUAAGAAGAAAGGACGGAAAGGGGGUUUCAAGCAUCUUGCAACUAGCGAACCUGUGGCCAAAGAAAUCGAGGAGUACAAUGGCGAAGAAAUUCAGGUUCAUUCCGAAAUUCCAUCUCCAAACGCGGGAAGAGAAAUCAGAAAGAAUAUCUCUGGAACCCUUAUAAAUGAUAUACAUAAACCGGCGAAUUUGGAAAUAAACAACCUUUUGUCGAGUAUACGAAACCCCCUAGAGGUUAACACCAGAGAAUUAAGCAAAACAAUGGCGCUUUCGAGUGCAGAUAAUUCAGGAGUAUCAAAAUCGACUUUCGACGCGGACCAAAAACAAGACGAAGAGACAGAAAAGAAAAAGGCCGAUCAAGCAAAGUUCAGCUGCGAGACAGGAUAUGUAGGGCCGUCUCAUAUUUUGACGGUAAUCAGAAACAAAGACGAGAAGACGUCAGGUCAACCAGCUACUACGAAGAUGACCGACCAAUUAUCCAUCCCUCCCCGCCCCAAAAGCAUUCCUGACAAGGUUAUAAUGAGCACCGAAGUCCCUGAGACCGGAAAGCCCGAUCAUUUCGAUACAACGGUUCUAUCAACGACGGGUGCUGAGCGUUCAGGGUCAGGAAUGAGUAGUGUAAAACCUACUGAGACGGAAGAAAUAUCAAAAGAAAUAUCGAAGGCGGACAUUUACCCGAUAUCAAAUACCCGAAAGGUGAGUAUGAUAUCGGCAUUGUCUACUAAGUUUGAGAAAAAUAGAAAACACGGGGUCAGUCCCGCCGCGGCGGGAUCCCGCAUGCCGGUAGAAUGGAAUGACUUCGACAAAACCGGGCGUGAAAAUAAUUCUGUGCCUCUAGAUACUUUAGGGGCCGAAGUCUCUGGCUCAAGCAAAGAUAAUUAUCUGGUGAUAAAUAAUAAAGGAGAGAAGGUUCUGUCGCCGGAAGAGAAAGAGUGCGUGGACAAUUCGUUCUCCACUCGUUGGGAUGAGCUAGAGAAAGAGCUUAUUCCGAAACAACAGGAAGAAGAGAGGGUCUUAGGUGUAGAAAGGCCAAAGGAAGAUGCUCAGGAGGAGGAACAGCGUAUAAAUUCUCUGACUGAAAGAACAAACGGGAAACAUAAUGUCUCAACAGCCGUGGGUACUACCACAGCAAUCGUUACCGAUUGCUCGACUACACUCGUGAGUCCUAAAAGUCUUAUCUCAGCCAAAAAUGACAAAACUGAGGUAUAUCUCAAGAGAACACCAACAAAAUAUUCCCAAGAAAGGAAGCAAGUAUCGACACCAACAAGGCAUCGUAAAGAAACGAAGCAGGCAUCGGUAGAAUUUCGGGACAGGACAGAGAAUCAGUCAUUAAUGAAUAACAUGCCUGAUACGUCUCCCCUUGGCGCAAGAUGUAACGGGAAACGAUCUCCUAGGUUUAAGGGCCAUGAGUUAUUUCACACGAUGGUUACGCCAGAGCAACAUGUUAAUGGGUUUGGUAAAGCCCUCUCUCCGCUCAGGAACAAAGAUGAAGGGGCUUUAGGGGAAUCACUACCGUGCUCAGCAAGGGCACCAGUAAAGGUGGGGGAUCCUGAUACUGUCUUUAUCGCACCUCUUACUGAGCCUCGCCAAGUCUUAUUUCCUAAGAAAAGUGACGAAACUGAGAGUGAUUUGAAGAAAUCGCCGACAGGCUCGCGUUCAACGCGAAUGGAAGAAGGGGAGCUAGAGCAAUGGGAGAGAUUAUCGGACUUCGAGGACUCAAACCCUAUUGAAAAGGAUUGGAAGUUGAUAAAAAGGCCAGAUAAACGGAGGGUUAAGGGCAAGUCUUUAAAAGCGGUCAUGUCCCUGGCGAAUAUUAAACCUUCUCGGAAUAUUGAUUCUUCUGGGAAUUCAAUUAUUUCUGAGAAACCAAAGCCUCGGGAAAACACAAAGCUUUCUGAGAACACCAGGCCUUAUGUGACUUCCAAGCCUUCUGAGAACCACAAAGUUUCGGAGAAACCCAGGCCCUCUAAGAACCCAAAGCUCUUGGAGGAACCUAAGCCUUCUGAGACUCCCAAGCUCUCGGAGAAGUCUAAACCUUCUGAGGAUCCAAAGCUUUCUAAUAAGUCUAAGCCUCCAAAAAAUAGAAUACAGAGCUUAAAGUCGCUGGGGGCGACACAGAAACUUGAGGAGGGAAGGUCCAAUAAAUCUUUGAGAGUUGAGGUAAAGCAGGAAGCGAAGGAUGUAAUUUUGAGGGAUGACAUAACUGAAGAAAGUAUUCCAGACUCUGUUACUGAAGAGUCUGGGGGAGCUAAGUUGCCCUUGUCUGAAGUACGAAGCUCAGAAAAGCAUUCCGAGAGGCAAAAAGUUCCCCCCAGGCAGACAAACUCACAAGCUCUUGAAAAGAAGGAUUGGGCUUCUAUCAUCUCAAAAUACGAAGCUGAAGGACGUAGAUUAGGGGCAAAGGUGACACAAACUAAAGCACCUAAGAAGGUACCAAGCGUCCGAGACCAAAUUAUUGAAAAUAUAAAGCAACCGGAGGCAGAAAAACCACAAAUAUUAUCUAUUAUAAUACCGGAGGGCUGCAAAAUAUUUUCAAGUAUAACUAAAUCUACUACAGACGGCGAGGGAAAAACGGAAACAGCGCCUGAAAUAAAUCUCUCGGGGUACCCCCCGCCUGUCAAAUCCACUACGCCGAUUCACGCCGAGCCUGUUCAAUACAAACCUACAUAUACAGAAGCCAAAGAAGUCGACUUACUAGAUAUUAUAUACCCCGCUCCAAAGAGCGAAGGGAGAGACAGAAUAAGGCCUGAGAAGCAUCUCUGGGGCUGGCCUUCAGUAAAGAAAUCUACAACCCCGACUUCCCCCAAACCAGCUGUUCAAGACAAAGGCACAGACGCGAGAGAAGUCAAUCCGCUAACCAAUACAUACGCGGCAACUCUAAAUAGUGAAGGAAAAAGGGAAAAAGGACCUGAGAAGAAUGCCUGGAGCUGGCCUCCCCUAGUAAAGAAAUCUAUAACCCCAAUCUCCCCCGAGCUAGUUCGAUACAACGUUACAGGCUCCGAAGGAGCCAAGCCGCCAGACAAUACAUUUCAGCGACAGUUAAGUACUGCGGGUGCAGAAGAUGUCAUCACAAAGACGCAUAGAACGCCCUCAAAAGAACAGCGGCAAGAAUCAGAACACUACAUGGCACUCUUUGAAAAUCGAUCGAAACAUGAAAACACAUUGCGCACAAAAGAAAACCAAACCAAAUCCAGUAUCGAUACCCCAACCGGGGGAAAAACGCAGCGAGUACAAAAGCAGUGUCACCCACAAGCAGAAGUGGGGGAUCCCUCGAACACGCAGGUAACCGUUGAAUCUCUAGUACAGAAGGUAUUGAAUCCAAAGAAAGUUUCUUGGGCCCAACAAAGCCCCGAUUUGCAACCGGCAACUCCUAAGAAAGAAAAAACGGAACAUAUUUCUACAAAGCAAAAACCCCAUAAAUCUCCAACAAUCGGAAAAGCAGUCGAACAUGAAGCUAUUAUCGAGAAAUUAAAAAGAGAUAUGCUAGAUAAAGAACAUGAAGCAAUUAUCGAGAAAUUAAAGAGAGGGAUACUGGAUAAAGAACAUGAAGCAAUUACCGAGAAAUUAAAGAGAGGGAUAAUGGAAAAGGAGCAAGAAUCGGCCUCUUUGCGGAUACGAUUGGAAUUGUACGAGGAGUUGGUCCGAAAAGACAAAACGAUUCGAAUGUUGGAGCAAGAGAUAUCUGGGAGGGAUGCAGUCCUCUUGUUGUGCCAUGCCAGGAUUAGAGAUCUGAUACAGGAUAGAGUUGGACUGGUUACUGAGGCUACAGGAUUACGUUGUUUCAUUGAUAUUCUUACUCAUGGGACGGCAGAAGAUCGUGCAAGAGCUAUGCUAGACGGUCAUAUGUCUGUACAACGUCCACUUUUGAGGUCCGCCUGUGUGAACUCGCUAGGUCAAUUCAUUGAAAAUCGCCCUGUAUUGCGGAGCCCUCCCCACUCCAAUCGCCCCUACACAAACACCGAACACGAUAUUGUUGCCAUAUUAGACGGGAUCAAUCCAAAACUAGACCAACAACCAUUUGUGGAAAUUAAUAACGCUCCUAACAUUGUUCACACGAAUCCUAUCACGGACCACAUAAACCCCAUCUUUCCUACGCUUAAUCUAGCACCGCCUAGUCCCCCGGACAUGGGCCAACAAGUUAGAAACACUGUAACUCAGCAAAUACCUACCUCUGAGCUACAAUUACCGCCGCCUUUACUAGGAAUACCCCCCGGGGGUAUUCAAGACCCAAACUUUCCGUAUGUUUCGGUUGACACAUAUCCACUCCACUCUGGUAGCGGCCCCAAAACCUUUUUGCCAUCCGCUCCACUCCUUCCUCGAAGGCAGGUAGGGGGUUUUGCUCCACGAGAGGAGAAAUCAAAGAACUAUAUGCCAACCCAAAAACGCAAUGUACCAAGCGUGCGAGGACCAUCACCUCUUCGUCCGCUUUCUAACCUUAGAAAGUCUCCUGCCAUCCAUCGCAGAAACUCUUUGCCGCUCAGAAAUAUACGCAGCUCCUCGAACCCAGUUCCUCCUAAAGUACGCUCCCAAAAUCACCAAGACCAACAAAGACGCAGGGACGGAACAUCGCAGAACAGCCCCGCAAAACAAACUCCACCAGAGAGUAAUUCUCUGUUUCCCGGUAAUAUACACGAUAAUGCAAACUUAAUUCCUCCUUCUCAAAACCCUCAACACUACCAAAGACCGGCAGAUGGAUCCUCGCAGAACACCUCCGUGAAAGAAAAUCCCCAGGAUGAGAAUCCCUCACAUUCCCCAGUGAUCGUGAAUGGCUCUUGUCAAAUUCUUCGCCCUAGACACUGA